GUCCGCGGUGUAGGCUGUGUCGCAGGCGCACGAUACGCUCACAAGUCACACACCAUCCGCGCGUUACACCGAUCACUUGACCAUUAAAAACCAUGAUGACAGCAUGAAAUAGUUUUAUUUUUUAUUUUUUUGUGACGAUAUUAUUGUGAAAAAUGGCAGUGAUAAAUAUAAAAAUUUUUGAUGUGAUCCCAGUGAGGCUGAAUCUAUGGCUCAUGUUAUUCACGAGUUGUUGGGUGAUCUACAUGCUACGAGUCAAUAUCAGCCUGAAUUUGAUUGCUAUGGUGCCGGAACCUAUGAAAGCCGCGUCGAAGCGAUCGCAGUGUGGUUCAAAAAUCGAUGUUUAUAAUGAUACCAUGAACGCCAAUGCUACUAUGGCUCAUGAUCAUGUGACAAAACUACGCACUCAGGUGCACGGAGAAUAUUUUAAUUGGACCGCAGACCAACAGGGUACCAUAAUUGGUGCAUAUUUCUGGUGCUACCCUUUGACAUCCCUCAUAGGAGGUAUGGCAUCUGAGCGAUGGGGUCCCAGAUAUGUCAUUCUGGUGACAACUCUUAUCAGUGGGAUAUUGACAGCUUUGAGCCCUUUUGCUGCUCGUUUAGGCUACGUUGCACUGGUCAUUGUACGCUUCCUUCUUGGAUGUGCGGGGGGUUUCACGUAUCCCGCUCUACAUGUGCUGGUAGCUCGGUGGGCUCCACCGGCCGAGAAAGGAAAAUUUGUUAGCGCCAUGAUGGGCGGGACCUUGGGAAUUGUAGCGACUUGGUCUCUCACUGGGCCUCUAAUGGAGAAAUUUGGCUGGGCUUCAGCAUUUUACGUGCCAGCAGGAUUGUCAUUUAUAUGGUGCGGAUUCUGGUGGUAUUUAGUCGCCGACACACCCAACGAACAUCCCAGAAUAUCAACCGCUGAGAAAAAAUACAUAAUGGACGCACUCGGUGACAAGGUUAAGAAAUCAAAAGGUUUACCACCAUUCAAGAGUAUAUGUACAUCGUUUCCUUUCUUAGCAAUGGUCAUUCUACAUUAUGGAAAUCUAUGGGGUCUAUACUUUAUUAUGACAGUGGGACCAAAAUUUGUUUCAAGUGUGUUGGACUUUGAAUUACAAGCUGCUGGAGUUAUAUCAGCACUUCCAUAUCUCGCUAGAUUAUUACUGGCUACAGUAUUUGGAUCAUUAGGUGACUGUAUAUUAUCCAGAAAAAUGAUGACAACUACAACUAUAAGAAAGUUUUUCUGUCUUUUUUCCCACAUCAUUCCUGGUAUUCUACUUGUGUUAAUGGUCUAUACGGGUUGCUCGACUGCGCUGUCUGUGACUAUAAUUACAAUGUCUAUGGGCUUUAAUGGCGCAGCAACUCUGACAAAUCUUCAGAAUCAUCAAGAUUUAGCACCUAAUUAUGCUGGAACGUUGUAUGGAAUUGCCAAUUCUAUUGGGAGUACAGCUGGAUUCUUUACUCCAAUGAUAACAGCAUAUUUCACGAGAAACGGGAAUACUUUUGAACAAUGGCGCCCAGUAUUUUUCAUAGGAGCCUCAGUUUACAUAGUAUCCGCAAUCUUUUUCAUAUUAUUUGGCACUGGGAAUAUUCAGCCAUGGAAUUUUAUUAGUGACGAUAAAGCCGAAGAUGACAAAACAAAAUCUAGUGACCUUAAAGAUAUGGGCGACGAUUCGAAAAAUGGAAAUUUGAAGGACUCAAAAGAAAUAUCGUUAAACGUUACUCGCGCAUAGAUGUAAUUUGAGCAUUUGACAUUUGAGCGAUUGUAAUUUAUCCCUGAUUUUACUUAAUUUGUGGUCAGUUUGAGAUAGUUAGAAUCAUUUUUGUAGAAAUUUAUCAUUGUAGUGCUUGCCAUUAUAGAAGUAUGUAUUUUAUCUGUUGGGUUUGUUGUCUAUAUUACCAAUAAAUAAGACAUUUUCAACAUGCAGGUAUGUUAAAUGAAUAUCGGAAACUGUGAUUAUUAUUGCCAAAUGGACUAUUGAAAAAUAUUGUUGUAUCGUCGAAAUGUUUCAUAGUUAAGAUCAGUAUUAUUAUUAUCUUCACUGACUAUUGUUAUUAUUUAUUUACGUAAGUUCUCAUUUGCGCAUUUACUUUUAGAUUUUAGUGUUAUUAUAAUAUGUAUUUCGAUUACCUAACUAUAAUUUGUUUAUUGUUUGUGACAUAUAAUUAUAAAUAAAUUUGUGACUCUAUAACAUAAA
Messenger RNA from Colias croceus (clouded yellow), 2177 nucleotides. RefSeq names its product sialin-like. Gene Ontology annotation, molecular function: transmembrane transporter activity. Lineage: Eukaryota; Metazoa; Arthropoda; Insecta; Lepidoptera; Pieridae. The transcript has 7 exons. Gene Ontology annotation, biological process: monoatomic anion transport; transmembrane transport. Gene Ontology annotation, cellular component: plasma membrane. The record is from RefSeq and is a predicted model, not a curated record. The coding region runs from base 153 to 1712 and encodes 519 amino acids.